Molecule: messenger RNA, 2544 nt
Organism: Emys orbicularis (European pond turtle)
Lineage: Eukaryota; Metazoa; Chordata; Testudines; Emydidae
Gene: MLYCD
Product: malonyl-CoA decarboxylase
Exons: 5
Coding region: 1-1650 (549 amino acids)
Biological process (GO): malonyl-CoA catabolic process; acetyl-CoA biosynthetic process; fatty acid biosynthetic process
Cellular component (GO): peroxisomal matrix; mitochondrial matrix
Molecular function (GO): malonyl-CoA decarboxylase activity
Source: RefSeq, a predicted model, not a curated record
AUGUUACCCAAUCAGCGUCUUUGUUUGGGUGUCCCCCGAAAACGCUGCGGCCUGGCACUGCUACGGCGUAGAGAGGAGCCUGGCGCCGCUGCCCGAGGGGUCCCGGCCGGGUGCGGGUUGGCCAGCAUGAGCCGGCUGGGCCCUUUUCUGGUUGCGCCGCGCCUGCUCUGUCGGUCCUGGGUCCUGCCGAGGCGGCCUAGCAGCGUCUCCAUAGUGACGGGACCCUGCGCGGGCCUAGGCGCCGCCGCCUCCCUGUGCUCGGGCCCAGCGGCUGCGAGCCUGGCCAUGGAGGAGCUGCUGAGCCGCUCCGUGCCCCCGCUGCCCCCCUACGAGACGAGGGAGAAGGCGCCGCCGCCGGCCGAGCUCCGCAGCGCGGAGUUCAUGCGCUCCUACAGGGCCCUGGAGGCCGGGCCCCGGCGUGCGGAGCUGCUGGCCCGCCUGGCCCGGGACUUCGGCGUGGACCACGGACGGGUGGCCGAGUUCAGCGCCAAGGUGCUGCAGGCUCGGGAGCAGCAGAGGGAGCCGGGCGCCUUGCUCCAGGCCGAGGACCGGCUCCGUUACUACCUCAGCCCCCGCUACCGGGGCCUCUUCCAGCACUUGGGCCGGCUGGAGGGCGGGCUCCGCUUCCUGAUGGAGCUCAGGGGCGACCUGGUGGAGGCGCUGGCGGCGCGGCAUGCGGAGGGGCCGCACGUCAGGGAAAUGAAUGGCAUGCUGAAGAGCAUGCUUUCAGAAUGGUUUUCUACGGGAUUCCUAAACCUGGAGCGAGUCACCUGGCAGUCCCCUUGUGAAGUGCUUCAAAAGAUUAGUGACUCUGAAGCAGUGCAUCCUGUCAGAAACUGGAUUGAUAUGAAGCGUCGAGUUGGAUCAUAUAGAAGGUGCUACUUUUUUGCCCACUGUGCAAUCCCCGGGGAACCAUUGAUAGCCUUGCAUGUAGCACUAACCAAUGAAAUCUCCAGCAGCAUCCAGGCCAUAGUGAAAGAGGUUCCCCCUCUAGAAACAGAAGAUAUGAACAAAAUUACUACUGCCAUUUUCUAUUCAAUCAGUUUGACUCAGCAGGGACUUCAGGGUGUAGAACUGGGGACUCACCUCAUCAAAGGAGUUGUUAAAGAACUACAGGGGGAAUUUCCUCAGAUCAAAGUGUUUUCUAGUCUGUCACCUAUCCCAGGAUUCACCAAGUGGCUCAUUGGACUUCUGACCUCACAAACAAAGGAACAGGGGAGAAAUGAACUAUUUACAGAUGCAGAAUGCCAAGAAAUCUCUGAGAUCACAGGUGACCCUGCUGCUGAAAAGCUAAAGAGGCUCUUAACUAACAACGAAUGGAUGAGAUCGGAAAGAUUGGUCAAAGCAUUGCGUUCACCAUUUAUGAGACUCUGUGCUUGGUACCUGUAUGGAGAGAAACACCGUGGAUAUGCCCUUAAUCCAGUAGCAAACUUUCACCUUCAGAAUGGUGCUGUGCUGUGGCGGAUAAAUUGGAUGGCAGACACAAGCCCCCGUGGGAUCACUGCUUCAUGUGGCAUGAUGGUAAAUUAUCGGUAUUUCUUAGAGGACACAGCCAGUAACAGUGCAGGAUACCUUGGGACAAAGCACAUCAAAGCCUCAGAACAGGUUCUUUCCUUGGUGUCUCAAUUUCAGCAAAAUAGCAAACUUUAAAUAUACAAGAAGAUUUUAAGAUCGAACCUUCCUCAUUUGAAUGAAGGGGUAGGAUAUCUUGGGAUAUCUAUUAUUGAAAAGGGAAUGUUUGUAAUAAAACAAUGAGCUCUGUUCUUAGUUACAGCAGGAUGCAAAAUUACAUUGUCUGCCAAAAUUACUAUAACUUUCUUUACUUGUACUGCCAGAUACUCAAAGCCUGAUACAGUAUGGUUGAAUUAUUGCCAUACUUUAUGUUCAAAUGAGCUGGAAGUGUGUAUUAAAGGCUGUGUAAACUCAUCUCAUUAAGGUUACAAGCCAGUGGUGACUUGUGUGGACUGUUCUCUGCCCCUGUUGUUGUUCUCAGGAUCAAUAUUGUUGUUUAAGUUACAUCUUCAAAAGCACAGAGGAACUCCUCUGUACCCAAAUAACUAGAUAAAAGCAAUGGGCGAAGACAAUUUUUUGCUCAAAUAUAUAUAAGCUGAAGAGCAGUCUGCAGCAUUUCUUCACGAAGGUCUUUGUCUUCUUUAUUCCUGACAUUUUUUGGUAAAACCUCUUGAUUUGGCCAUUCUUUUGCUUUUUCAAAGUACAGUACAAAGUGCCAACACUGAAUCAUUGCUCUGAUCGAGCAACAAGAUACCUUGUAUUUCUGUGGCUUUUUCUCAAGGCAGUAGGUAUGUGCAACAGUGUAUUUGCAGAUUGCUAUAGCUCAUAUUUACAGUUUAAUAAGUAAAAUCAGUGGCUCUAAAUAAGAGAAGAAAGUCUGUUGCUUAUAGGACUUAAUUAUGAAGAUUUCGGAUAUAUAUGAAAUCUCCAUAAAUUAUAUUGGACAUUUUAGAAGUUGGAUUUUAAGAAGCUUUUUUUAAUAGUAAAAAGCCAGGUUUGGUCUGUAAAGCAAUAAAUUAAAAUAAAAUAAGU